CACCUAGCGUAGCUUGCUAGCUGUCAUCACUUUUUUUUAUCAGUGUUGGUUUGUUGUUAGCUAACGUUAGAUGUCUUUAUGUAACGUUACCAAUCUUCAUAUCGUUAACUUUUCAGCUUACUAACGUUAGCUCUCUCUAGCUAAGUAUGGACUAACAGUGGUAACUCGUUAUCUGUUCUUAGCUAUCUUGCUAGUUAUCUUUAGAUGUCUUUACGUAACGUUACCAAGCUAGUAAAAUCUCCAUAUCGUUAACUUUUCAGUUGACUAACGUUAGCUCUCUAGCUAAAUAUGGACUAACAGUUAGUGGUAACAACUCCUUGUGACAACUUUAUUAGUUAGCUACUAAGCUAGGUGCGUUUUAGCAACGAUAGUAUUUAACUUACGAACUAGUUGUUUGACCCCCUGAAAAGUCUGCCGGAAGCCAGCAGUGAAAUACAGUUCAAUUUCAAUUUACUAUGUGGAUUGUGUAUAUAGUUGAUCAUUAUGCAGGGGGAAUAUGGAACAUAUACCGUGGGUCUUGCAGUUCCUCCGGGAGGUCAGUUCCUUACUGCUUACCUCAAGUCAAAGUCCCCCACAAUGUCUUGCUUUUUUUGUGCCGUUUAUGGCGCACUUGCAGGACUGUUAUUUUGACAUGAGGGUAAGCGGAGAGGAAGUGGGUCUACAACUGACCCAUGUUUGGAAAGUUUAAUGUUCUAUUAUAUGCUUUUUCUCAACUUCCCCCCAUCAUAAGGACCAACCUUACGGACAAUUGGCAGAGCAUACCACAGAUGACCUAAGACAUGAACAUAAGGAGAAACAUGUUUGAUGCUUUCAAGGAUCAAAUAUGGGAAGAGUUGGGACCUCUGAACCCAAACUGGUUUGAAGAGCUCACUGCUAAAGCUUCCAGUCGGGAUUGGGGUGAUACAGAGAAAGAUAAUCCCAGUACUGCAAUAUCUUGUGGACAAGAUGGCAGUUUCAAAACACCAUUGGGGAAAUGUCCCCUUGAUGGUGAUAUGUUCUCUACCCCGAAGAUUUUCAGGCAGAGAAGACUACAGUCUCCUGAGACGUUGAUAGAAGAUGCAGUGUUUUUUCCUGAUCAAGGAACCUCUGCAACUGAAAAAAUGGACACAAGCCCAUGCUUAUUUGGAAAAUCAAUAGACAGCGGGACCCCUAGUAAAUCCUAUAGAACAAGGCUGCAUGGAGACAGUUUUGGGCUGCUUGACACACCGAAACACUCUACGCAGGCACACUCUGCCAAACGUAUAUCUGAAAGUCUUGGUGCACAGUUAGACCCUGAUAUGUCCUGGACCAGUUCUCUCAAUACACCUGUCAUGUCGCCCACCAUAAUUUUGACUAAAAGUGAGGAGCAUAGUCUUAUGUGCCCAGUAAGAAUUGCUACGGAAGAGCAGGUUAUGUUUGUGCGAAAGCUUUUCCCUUCGGCCAAGGAGUCUAGAAGCACAAUGCUGUCACCAGAACAGAAUGAUAGACCUCUCUGUCAACACAAUGGACUGGAUUCCCACUUGCCUGGUGUGAUUGACAUCUCCCCUGGCUUUCAAGACACGUUACCUGGUGACAGUGGCAGCCAUUGGAAACAGACUUUACCAGAUGCUAUUGAGGACGGAGAAAUCUGCAGCACAAUGACCGGUGUCGUAGAUGGAGCCGAGGAUGUCCUCUCCAUAUUCUUCAGCAACAAAAGUUUGGCUUUACAACGGGUGAAGACCAACGAGAGAAUCAAAAGGAAGCCAAGUGGCGCAACUAAGGAACACGUACCUACUUCUACAACGGAACAUGACAAAGUAUCCAGUGAGGGAGCAGGAGAAUACCAACACACCAGGGAAACCUCUGAGCCUCUUGAGUCCAGGACUGACAUGAAGUCUGGGGAUUUGGUGACUUCUCAGUGGACUCCAAUAAAUGUACCUGACUUUUCAGGCUAUGAUAUGGAUUCAUUUCACCAUGAGGGGUCUUCCUCUACUAAACACAUACUUCCAAAAGGUGGCAAAGGUGAAACAUUCCGUGACUUCACUGGAAGCCAGCAGGAAGCCACUGUCCAGGUGGAGUCUGCUCUUUCCAGAAGAACAUUACUAUGCACCAGCCAGCCAGAGGGAUCUCAAUUGACAGGGUCUGUAGUCGAAAGCUCUCUAGAACACACCUUUCCCAGGAAAACAAGGACAUUUGUUUACUGUGUCCAAAAUCCACUUCUGUCAGUGCAAGAGAAAUAUGUUACUCAGAUGUUACCUGCAUCACCUGGAACUGCUCCCAGAGGUGAAAAUCAGAACAUGAAACAAAGUAAAACCAUACCAGAUGAAGCUGAGUUUAAUAAUCUUAACAAAACUGCCUUGGAUGGGAAAAAGCCGCUAGUUCAGAAAAGUGCAGCUGAAGAAAAUAUUGUUUCACAAGCACCAAGCAAAGACCCUGAUCUUGAUAUGUCACAGCUUUGCAGGGUAUUUGCGCAAGAUUUUAGCCAAGUAAUUGACUACAGUCAACCAUGCAGCAAAAGAGCAGAUGCUAUUAAAAAUGGCUUCUCUGCAUCAGCUUGUCUCUCAGCAAUGAGACUAAGGAACAGAAAACUGUUGAAUAGACUAGAAUGGGGUCAGAAACCUGAACAUUUUAACUCUGGCAUCAGUGAUGAAAUGCAUAUUCCUGGUUCUCAGUUUAGCAACUCUGCAAACACAUCUAGAAUGAAGAGUACAGUGUGUGAUAGCGGCUUCCCCCCCUCCACCCUUUCUGAUGUCACACAAACAGAAUCAUCCAACGUUCACCCUAGCUCUGAAAAAAGUUAUGGAAAUCAAUCAUCUAGAGGGUUUAAAACGGGUAACAACUGGAUUAUCUCUUUGCCUCCAGAAGCAAUAAAGAAAGCGAAAGCAUCAUUAGAUUACUUAAUUGAGGAAAAUAUGACUGAUCUUGUUACUGCUGCCAGUGAAGUGAAACCUGUGUUGUCAUGUGUGACAGGAAGCCGACUGUCCACAGAAGUGAAGUUCAUUAGUCCACUCAACAUUGCCAAAAGGUCAAAGCAAACCAGCGUAAAAUUUAAUGGUCAAGUUCAUGUUCCGACCCAUCAGAGCAUCAAUGUUUCGGUUUCCUCACACCCUGGGUCUGGUUUCAAAAUGGCCUCCAAUAAGAAGAUACAUUUUUUUUCAGCAAAUCUGGAGAAAGACGAGGAUCUGUUUAAGGAGAUUGAGGAUGAAAUACCUGCAGUCAAUAUUCCUGAGAUAAGCCUUCCUGAGGAAGGUAACAUGUCAUGUGGAUUGGAGCUUGUUGAUGGAUCUCAUUUACCACCUCUACUCUAUACACGCCAGAGGUCUGUUAAUAGCCAAGGUCCAUUGACAGCCUCACAGAGAGCUGAUGUUUCAGAAUUGUGCAGUCUCUUAGAAGCUGCAGACAGCCAAUUUGAGUUCACACAGUUUAAACCAGCAAAGCUGAACUUUUAUGUUCCAGAUGGUAGCCCCCCUCGUCAAUCUGAGAAAGAAUUGGAUCCCGACUUUCUCACAGGCAUAGAUUUUGAUGACAGUUUCAACUCUGAUGUUGAGAAGCAAUCUGUGAAGAUGGUCACCCCUGACAAAAAGAUAACUAUUUCUCAUUGCAAGGAAAUUUGCCAAGUAACCACCAAAAUUAAAUCUAGUGGGGCAUCAUCCAGCAAUUCAACAGAGAAAUCCAAAGAACAUGUUAUCCACAGAAGAGUACUUUACAUUCCCAGUUAUAGCUCUGAAAACAUAGCUGAGCAUUCCUUUGGUUUGUUGACAAAAUCCACAAACAAGAACCAUCUACUCGAUAUGGAUACGAACACCAGUGGAAUGGAGUGUGAACGCAAAAAUCUCCCCAAGUUGGAUGUGGGUUUUAAAACUGCUGGCGGAAAUGCUAUGAUAGUUUCAGAGAAGUGUCUGAGCAAAGCAAGGGCCUUGUUUGCAGAUUUUGAGGAAAAAAACUGUGCCCCCAAGUGUGCAGUGAAAAAUACGGAACAAGUUGAAAUUUCACCUGUUCAAUAUAGAGGCGAAGUUGACACACAUGUUGAUUCAAAUGUGACACAUUUUCAUGGCCCUGAAAAGAAAGUAGAUCUGAAGGAACCACAUGAUGAAUACAUUGACAAGAUUAAAGUGGACUUUACACAUUCUCACACACAUGGGGAUGGUGGUUUCCAGACAGCCAGUGGUAAAGGGGUGACCAUCUCGGCAAAGGCCCUUCAAAAAACAAAUGCAGUCUUCAAAGACUGUGACGCUAUGGAAAGUUCAGGUUGUGCGUCAGAAAAGCUGAGCAAAACAAGUGUUGUAUCAGAGACUGGCAGCAAUAAUUUUGAGAGAAACAAUUGUGGCUUCAGCACUGCUCGAGGGAAGAGACUUGAUGUUUCUGCAAAAUCUCUACUGACUCUCCUGAAUGACUGUGGUGAAUUGGAAAAUUCUAAGCCAGGGAAAAUCCCCAGCUUGAAUGCAAAGAUACCAAGUCAGAAUAUUCAGCAGAAAAGUGACUGUGAUUUUAAGAAACCCAGUAUUAAAGCAGCCUCUAUAUCAGCAAGGAUCCCUUUUACAGCAAAAACUCAAUUUGAUAGUGGCAUGUCACAUGAUGUUCUAGGGGCAAAGAGCAAAAUGCUUGAACCAGAAAAUUCUCAAACCCAUGCUAAAGAUCCUUUGAAAAAUGGAUGUGGGUUCAGCACUGCCAGUGGUAAAAUGGUGUCUGUGUCAGAAGGGGCGCUAUUGAAAGCACAGGCUCUUUUGAGUGAAUGUAAUGUAGAUGGAGAGGAACUUUCUAAAUCAAAGAAAAAGAUCAGAGUAGAUCUUCAUAACCCAACACAGAAGCAGAGUGGAUUUAAGACUGCUGGUGUCAAAGAAGUUACCAUAUCACCUAAGGCCCAUAAGCAAGCACAGGCUCUUUUCAACAACUGUGAUUUCAAUAUGGACAGCUUAAUCAGUGCUGAAGCAAAGCAAGGGAAUAUAGACGUAAAGUCUGCUGAUGGUCUGAUGAACAAUCCAGGGAAAAGCUAUUGUGCCUUCAUGACAGCUGGUGGAGAGAAUGUGCAUGUAUCUGAAAAAGGUAUUUUGAAGGCGAAGAGCAUUCUGAAUGAAAACCUUGAUAACUGCACAGACUCAAAUGCCAUUGAGGAGGCUUGGUUUUCAGAUGGUAGAUUUUUGUUACUCACUGAAGAUGGUACAGGUGUCAAAAAAGGAGCAAGGAACAAAUCAAAUUAUUCUGACCUCAACGGGGAUGAAAAGAGCUGUGAUUUCAGCACUGCCGGUGGGAAGACUGUGCAUAUGUCCGAUGGAGCACUCCAGAAAGCAAAGUCUAUUCUGAACGAAUGUGAUGUAAUUGAAAAUCCACAACCUGAGAAUGGCCACAACGUGCAUCUGGAAAAGAUUCCAACAAAGGAAACGCAUGAAAUCUCUCAUGGUAGUGCAGCCAGUGGGAAAGGGGUGUUUAUUUCAGAAAAGGCUCUUCAGCAUGUGAAGUCUGUGUACGUUCUGGGUGAGACUGGUAAUGUAAAAUAUUCAGUUGGCAGUAAUCCAGUCGGAAGCCAUUUUGGUUUUAGCACAGCCAGUGGUAAAGGACUGUCUGUUUCAGAGAAGGCACUUCAAGAAGCGUGUGAUGAUACCCUUGCCAGGGAUACUGACCCUCACAAAAGAUCUGAAGAAAAUAGGCCACUGAAGGUCCCUUCUCCCCAUAUUAAUGUUCAGCGUGUGCCGGUCAAAGCAGUUCGACUGGAGGACCGCGAAGUGAUCCAGACCAUUGUUGGAAUGGAAUGUAAGUCUUCGUCUGUAGAAUGUCAAGCGGAGUCUUCCUUGUUAAAUUUUGAAUCCCUUGGAUUCAGUGGCUGCUCUGUGACCCAGAGGAGGUACUUUGCCCAGGAGGCCAUGGAUUGUACCAAGGCUCUUUUAGAGGACGAAGACUUGACCGAUCAUUGUCCUGGAACACCAAUCCAAGCUAACCCCAUGUCCUGCAAGGGGGGUUUUGAGAUGAGAAGUGGAAUUUGGAAAAGGACGGCAGAGGAUUUAGGGAUGACAGACCAGCCUCCUCUGAAAAGAAAACUCUUGACCAAAUUCGACAGAACUGUGGAUUGUAUUCGACGGUCAAAACUCACUCCAGCUAAAAGCAGUUCAGAUGGUAUAUUUAAAGACAGGAGAGUCUUCAAAUAUAAUGUGGCUCUUCAACCUAAUGUCACGAGGCCAUAUCGCGCUAAUCAGAGAUGUGUAGACACAAGGCUGAAUAAGCCCGAGCCACAGAAGACAACGUCAGAUCCAACUGCCGAAGACCGUAAACCAGUUGGCUCCAAGACAGCUGUAUUUGUCCCCCCAUUCCGGAAGAAUGUCAAGCUUGAGCCACAGGGGAGCAGUGGUCUUCAGGACAAGACUAGAGCGCCUGGUGUAUUUGUUUCCCCGUUUCGAAAAAACAACCGCUUAACCAGGGAGGGUUCCUUUAAGCCUUCAGAAGAUAAUCAUUCUCCCUUCAUCUCUGAAAUGCCUACCAAGACCACAUCUGUUCCACUUCCUGAGUACAACCCCAUCACUGACACUGGUAGUGAUAACGCAAAGGAGUCCAUUAAGGACCCACAAAAUAUUGACAAAACGGACCGAGGUGAUGAUUGUGGCCAUUGCCUUCCUGUCACCCUAGGAGGAGAGGAUGCCACUGCAGAGGAGUCUAUUGCAGGUCAGCUAGCCCCUGAUGCCACCGGUACCCUUCUAGAUGUUGUUUAUGAUGCAGAGUGCUUGCAGCUUGCCCGAGACAUGCAGGACAUGAGGAUCAGGAAGAAGAAGCGGCAGACCAUUAGACCUCUCCCCGGCAGCCUGUACCUGGCCAAGACAUCUGGGGUGGCCAGGCUGAACCUCAGGGAGGCUGUUGGAGGUUGGCACCCUGUACAACACACACACAAACAGCUGUAUGGCUAUGGAGUGCACCGGCAUGUUUGGGAUAUCAGCAGUGAGAGUGCUGAGGCGUUCCGCUUUGUUUGCCGACACUUCUUCAGACGCGAGGCGUUUGUAGAGGGGUGCAUUCAGCUGGCCGACGGGGGUUGGCUCAUUCCUCGCAACGAUGGAACUGCAGGGAAACAUGAGUUCCACAGAGCGUUGUGUGACAGCCCUGGCGUGGACCCCAAGCUGAUCAGUGAGGACUGGGUGUUCAACCACUACCGCUGGGUGGUGUGGAAACGGGCCUGCAUGGAGAGGGCAUUCCCAGAGGUGAUGGGCAGCCUCUGUCUCACACCAGAACAGGUGCUCCUACAACUGAAAUACAGGUACGACUUGGAGGUGGACAACAGCAAGAGGUCAGCUCUAAGGAAGAUCAUGGAGAGAGACGACACUGCAGUCAAGACCCUGGUGCUUUGUGUAUGUGGUGUUGUCACCAAAGGCCAUAACCCAACAAGGCAGAGCUGGAGUGAGACCAAGACCAAAACCCCACCCGGGAGCGCCGCAGGGUCUAAAGCGAAGUCGUCCCCUGUAGGCUUGAUCUGGCUGACUGAUGGCUGGUACGCCAUCAAGGCCCAGCUGGACGUCCCACUGACCGCCAUGCUCCACCGGGGCCGCCUGGCGAUUGGGGGAAAGGUGCUGGUCCACGGGGCCGAGUUGGUGGGAUCUCAGGAUGCCUGCUCCCCACUAGAGGCUCCCGACUCCCUCAUGUUGAAGAUUGGGGCCAACGGCACCAGAGCGGCGCGUUGGUACACCAGGCUAGGGUUCUACAGCAACCCUAGUCCGUUCCUCCUCCCCCUCUCCUCCCUCUACAGCAACGGAGGCCCCGUGGGCUGUGUGGACAUUGUGGUGCUGAGGAGCUACCCUACCCAGUGGAUGGAGAAGAAGUCGGAUGGAGGGUUUGUGUUCCGCGCAGGCCGUGCAGAGGAGAGGGAGGCACGGCGUCAUGGCAACGCCAAACACAGAGCCAUGGAGAUACUGUUCGCCAAGAUCCAGACCCAGUUUGAGAAGGAGGAGGAUGUUACAAAACCUUUUCCGCCUACUGAACAUCACCCAACAGUUUGCGGUAAACCCAGAGGCCGGAGACGGACCCUGCGUGGUCGAGACAUGGAGACACUGCUGGACGGGGAGGAGCUGUACGACGCGGUGGAGAAUGACCCAGUUUAUUUGGAGGGCCGUCUGAGUGAGCAGCAACGGGAGGCGUUGAACAGCUAUAGGCUUUGUGUUGGUGAGAGGAGGCAAGAGGCACUGCAGGAGCGGUUUCGCCAGGCUCUGGAAAGCACCCAGGAGGGCGAGGGCAGGAACUGUCACAACCGAGACGUGACCCCCAUCUGGAAGCUCCACGUCGCUGACUCCAGGGCCAAGCCGGGCAGCAAUGCAGUGUACCUGUUGAAUAUCUGGCGCCCCUCCAUGGAUCUGCAGUCCUUGCUGAAGGAGGGCUGUCGAUACAGGGCCUACCACCUAUCCACGUCGGAGGGCAAGAAACGAGCCGGUAAUACCUCCAUUCAGCUCACCGCCACCAAGAAAACCCAGUUCCAGAAUUUACAGGCUUCUGCAGGGUGGUUGUCUGAGAUUUUCCAAGCCCGAGAGGCGGUCGGCUUUCGCGUUCUCCUGAACCGGGACUUAAAGCCGCUCUGUGGAGAGGUGGAUCUGGUAGGCUACGUCAUCUCCAUCACAGACAGACAAGGUCACUCUCCAGUGGUGUAUCUAGUGGAUGGCUGGCUGGACUUUGUCAAGGUGCGCUGCUGCAGCAGUCUGGUCCAGCAGGGCUUGGAGGAGGUGGUCAAGCCUCUGGCUCUGGUGGCCCUCAGUAACCUUCAGCUCAGAGCCCAUCCCUUCUCCCCCACCCCCAUCCGCAGCGCCAUCCCUGGCCUAUAUGCUGGAGAUCUAGUCUCGUUUUCCACCAACCCUAAGGAGCCACAUCUACAGGAGGCUGCUGCUCAACUCAGGACCCUUGUCCAGGGCCAGGAACACUUCUUCAGGACUGCAGAGGAGAGGUUAUCUAACUUAGUCCAGGUGUCUGUCCAGUGUCUUCCUCCGCUGCCAUGGAAAGCAGCCAAACCAGAUUCAAGGACUACUAUGACACCCCAGCAGUCAGUUCGAAGCGUUGGCCCCUUCACCCCUCUGAACAGCGUCGUCCCCCCUCCACCCGCCUGCUUCUCAGGGGGGGACAACAAAGACCCCAAGAGCUUGAAAAGAAAGAGGGGCCUGGACUACCUGUGUCGCAUCCCCUCUCCCCCUCCACUCUGCCCCUUGGGCACCAUGACAUUACCCUCGCCGUGCGUCAACAAGACCUUCAACACCCCUCGCAGGACUGAGACCCACCGGAUCCUAAAGACACCUCUAGCCCCCCGCUCCACAGCAUGUCCACCUGCCCCUAGAGGAUGAGUGGGUGGAGGAUGAAGAGCUGGUCAUGAUUGACACUCAGGCCUUACACGAUGGCAUAGAGAGAGACACGUGACAGAGAAUGUAUUGGACUGUUAUUUUAAAGGUUUCAGGAAACAUCAGCACAAAGCUGGUCAGCUUCUCCGAGCCCACAUGUUGAAUUUGUGUGUUGGGAAUCCACCUGGAAAGAUGUAGUGCCUUUUGUAAGCUACGGGAGGGGGAUUUUAGAGGCUAACCAUGACAUGAUUGGUGCCAGGUGAAUGUUAACACUAGCAAAUGUUGGAAAAUUAUCAUAUGGAGUUGUUUGUAACAUCAGGCUGAAUCAAGUUAGGAUUUGGUCCAUCUUGCCUUUUGGGCCAAGGUAUUGAUGCCAACAAGGAGCCCAACAAAAUGCAUCGGACAGAAAAGGGGUUGUCUUGGAGAACUCCUGAAAUAGUUUAGUGAAAUGGCAUUAGAAGAACCGUCACGAACUGUAUAAUAUAAAUGAAAAAAUACUGUAACAUUUACGUCCUUGUGUUUAUGACCGUUUGUGCUCACAUCUGCAUGUUCACAAUAAAUGUUCUAAUGUAUUGGUAA
Oncorhynchus nerka (sockeye salmon) is the source of this 9824-nucleotide messenger RNA. It is a transcript of the gene brca2, whose product is annotated as BRCA2 DNA repair associated. The coding region runs from base 780 to 9251 and encodes 2823 amino acids. NCBI's taxonomy places the organism in Eukaryota, Metazoa, Chordata, Actinopteri, Salmoniformes, Salmonidae. Gene Ontology annotation, biological process: double-strand break repair via homologous recombination; regulation of DNA-templated transcription. The transcript has 28 exons. The record is from RefSeq and is a predicted model, not a curated record.